Messenger RNA from Arvicanthis niloticus (Nile rat), 6094 nucleotides. NCBI's taxonomy places the organism in Eukaryota, Metazoa, Chordata, Mammalia, Rodentia, Muridae. The record is from RefSeq and is a predicted model, not a curated record.
GCCCCUCGGGGUGGAGCGCGCCAGGUGAGCGCGCGUGCGUAGUUGCACAGUAAACUAAGUCCGCCCCCUUCGCUUCGGCCCGCCUUCGUGGGGGCUGGCUCGCCAAUGGGCGGGGCCGCGGAGAAGGGGGUGGGGAGUGGAGAGCGAGCGGCCGAGGACGGCGCCUGCGCGGUGGGCGUGAUCCGGGCACUUAGGGCAGGAUGAACGCUGCUUUCCAAGAUGGCGACGGAGGGAGGAGGGAAGGAGAUGAACGAGAUUAAGACCCAAUUCACCACCCGGGAAGGUCUGUACAAGCUGCUGCCGCACUCGGAGUACAGCCGGCCCAACCGGGUGCCCUUCAACUCGCAGGGAUCCAACCCUGUCCGCGUCUCCUUCGUAAACCUCAACGACCAGUCUGGCAACGGCGACCGCCUCUGCUUCAAUGUGGGCCGGGAGCUCUACUUCUAUAUCUACAAGGGGGUCCGCAAGGCUGCUGACUUGAGUAAACCAAUAGAUAAAAGGAUAUACAAAGGAACACAGCCCACUUGUCAUGACUUCAACCACCUAACAGCCACCGCAGAGAGCGUCUCUCUCCUAGUGGGCUUUUCCGCAGGCCAAGUCCAGCUUAUAGAUCCAAUCAAGAAAGAAACCAGCAAGCUAUUUAAUGAGGAAAGACUAAUAGACAAGUCACGCGUAACCUGUGUCAAAUGGGUUCCUGGUUCGGAAAGCCUUUUCCUAGUAGCCCACUCGAGUGGGAGCAUGUACUUGUAUAACGUGGAGCACACUUGUGGCACCACAGCCCCCCACUACCAGCUCCUGAAGCAGGGGGAGAGCUUUGCCGUGCACACUUGCAAGAGCAAAUCCACGAGGAACCCUCUCCUUAAGUGGACGGUGGGCGAGGGGGCCCUCAACGAGUUUGCUUUCUCCCCAGAUGGCAAGUUCUUAGCAUGUGUGAGCCAGGACGGGUUUCUGCGUGUGUUCAACUUUGACUCAGUGGAGCUGCACGGUACAAUGAAAAGCUACUUUGGGGGCUUGCUUUGUGUGUGCUGGAGCCCAGAUGGCAAGUACAUUGUGACAGGUGGAGAGGACGACUUGGUGACAGUCUGGUCCUUUCUAGACUGCCGAGUAAUAGCUAGAGGCCAUGGGCACAAAUCCUGGGUCAGUGUUGUAGCAUUUGAUCCCUAUACUACUAGCGUAGAAGAAAGCGACCCUAUGGAGUUUAGUGGCAGUGACGAGGACUUCCAGGACCUUCUUCAUUUCGGCAGAGACCGAGCGAACAGUACCCAGUCUAGGCUAUCCAAACGGAACUCUACAGACAGCCGCCCUGUAAGUGUCACGUAUCGGUUUGGUUCAGUGGGCCAGGAUACACAGCUGUGUUUAUGGGACCUUACAGAAGACAUCCUUUUUCCUCACCAGCCCCUCUCAAGAGCAAGGACACAUACAAAUGUUAUGAAUGCCACAAGUCCACCUGCCGGAAGCAAUGGGAACAGUGUCACUACACCUGCGAACUCUGUGCCCCCGCCAUUGCCACGGUCCAAUAGCCUUCCACACUCAGCAGUCUCCAACGCUGGCAGCAAAAGCAGCGUCAUGGACGGGGCCAUUGCCUCUGGGGUCAGCAAGUUUGCAACUCUGUCACUACAUGACCGGAAGGAGAGACACCACGAGAAAGACCAUAAACGAAAUCAUAGUAUGGGACACAUUUCCAGCAAGAGCAGUGACAAACUGAACCUAGUUACUAAAGCCAAAACGGACCCAGCUAAAACUCUGGGGACAUCCCUGUGUCCUCGGAUGGAAGAUGUUCCCUUGUUAGAGCCACUGAUCUGUAAAAAGAUAGCUCAUGAAAGACUGACGGUAUUGGUUUUUCUUGAAGACUGUAUAGUCACUGCUUGUCAGGAGGGAUUUAUUUGCACAUGGGCAAGGCCUGGUAAAGUGGGCUUGUUGUCAUCCCCAAACCAGGCCAGUUCUCCAGGUGGCACUGUAGUGUAGCAGUUGGCUGCUGCUCCCAGGCUGCCCCGACACGAGUGGACUGAGGGAGUGACAGACGACAACGGAGCCAAGAGCUGCGCUGGAGCCACAGGCGGGCGGCGGGCGCAGCGGCCUGCAGGGCAGCGUGGAGCUGCUAAACCCAAAGAGUUGUUCCAUUUCUAAGUCGGUCUGUUGGGGCUGCAGGAAAAACUGAGAAAUGGAGGUUUCUUGCUUUUUACUCAAAACUCAAUGUAACUAAAUCCAUAUAUAUAUAAUAUAUAUAUAUACAUACAUAUAUACAUAGUGUAAAGUAAAAUGUUUCUUGAACAGGAAACCUUAAAUCAAGCUGUUCUAAAUAGCACUUGGCUCUGGUAUUGCACUGAUGUGUUUUAUACUUCAGGUGGUCACUGGACAGCCUGGGAUGCACUCAUGGAGACAGUUGUCACCUUCUGACUUAAGCACGUGCUGCAGACAGACAGAUGCUGCAAUCAUAGACCUAAAAAAUUGUUUGCACUUAAAAUAGUUUAAUGCUAAUAGAAAAUGACUUUGAAUAUGGGGGUAGUGGACUCCCAGCCUCCACAAUAUGGAGUGGAGACUUCCUUUUUAUCUGUUAACAUUUAUUUUAGUACUGUUGUUUCCAAUGCAAUCAAGUCUGUAUUAUAUGUGUAAAUAAUGUAAUUCUGAAAUGGGGGAAAAUAGUCACUCCCACUAGUAAUUUUCAUCAUUUAAGAAUGAUAUUUCUAAUUCACAAAACAUUAAUAUUAAAAUUAUCUUGAAUAUACUAUUUGUUUAUCCUUUUUUAACUUAAACUGUUUGGUUCUUGUUUGUUUUGGCCUCAUUCCUUGGCUGGCAUUGAAGUACUUCAUUCUUUGUGUAGCGCAUUCCGUGAUCCCUCCUGUCAGUCUGGGCCAAGUCCACACACCCUGGGGCUGCGCCCAGGAAUGGGGACUCUGGUGUAGGCACAUGGCCUUUUCCUUAUGGCUGAGAGUCCACCUGCUGUCCUUGAAAGCUGAGCGAGAUCACAUACUGUACGUUUCCACAGCUUCAGCAGCAACACCGAGACCGAGUUAUCGCAGACAUCAGUCACGUGGGGCUUCCAGAGGGUUGGCAUCAGCAGGUGUGCAGCUCACCUGUAGCUGCCGGAUUUCCAAGCAAGAGGACCGCCUUCCUCAGCUUUAAAGAAUCACGCACAGCUGGGCCCUUGAAGGCUUCAUGUGGGGGAGACUAAGCCACAAGGUAUCUGAAACAUUUCUCCAAAUGCCCUCAUUAAACAGAGGCGUGUGGAAAGAGUGUGGGGCUCUUGCUAACCUGGCUGAAUUUUUAGCCGCUGUGGCUGCCACAAGAUGAUGCUACUGUGCAGUUCACCAAUGCAAAGCCCAAGUCUGGCUUCAUUCACUGUAGGUUCCUGGCUCCCAGGCUGGGGAGGCCACCUAUUUCUGCUGAUGACCGCAAGGCCUCUAGGGUUGCCUCAGCCUUGGAAAGGUGCAACACAGGACGCUAAGACUCACACUUUCUUCAUCCCUGUUUGUUCUGUUGUGUUGUUUUGACAGGCCUUGGCUAGCCUGGAACUCACAGUGUAGCUUAGAUUACUUCAAAAUGGACGCAGUCAUUCUCCCUCAGCCUACCAAGUCUCAGUAUAUGGAUUGCAGGCAUAUACCAUUGUGCCUCAUUGAAGACUCGGUGUAUGUGUAUGGAAGUUAGAAGAAAACUCAAGGGAGUCGUUUCUUUCCUUCUACCAUGCGGGUUCUGGUAAUCAAGUUAGGUCAUGAGGUUUGGUGGCAUUGGGUCCACCCAUGGUGGAAGUAAAACAAUUUAUAAAUCACAUGCUCAGAUCAUAUUAGAGGAAAGUAUUGGCACAUUUUGCAGUUUGGUGUUCCUGUCAUCUUGAAGCAUUGAUCACACAGAAAAACUCAGCGCUUUGAGUCCAAACACCCAAAAGAAAGUGAUUAGGAAUUGCCCUCGAAAGCCAAGCCUGUUGCACGGAGCAGCAGUGACCUUCUAGGGCAGCUCUGUCCUAGAUGCUCCCAUCUGCAGGAAGUGACAGAUGGACACCAGGGCAGCUUGUGUGAAACUUGAGCACCAUUUGAAGAGAUGCUCCAGUUGAACCCCACAGUUCUUGCUGACCACCACUCAGGGGCCUUGGUCCCUACCUCAGCCAGUCUGUGUCGCCCAAUGUCUUCGUUUGACCUGCUGUGUCCCAGUUUACCUUAGAGGACUCUGCCUGUAACAAUUUUCUGGCUCUGUUUCUAUGAUCAGUCCCUAGCCACAUGGUCUGAGAUGCCUUCCAUAUGGUUCUAUAGCUGCCCCAACACCCGGCAUGCCACAGGUCCUGGAGCCAUAGGAAAUGACAGCCAGCUCACUCACCUGGUAUUGUAGGACUUGACAGGUGCCACUCGGAGGGUCUGAGGUAGAGGAAACACGGCAUCCUAGUGUCUACAGACAUGUUAGAUACGAAUUCAGGGAAUGGUGAGACCCUUGGCCUCUCCAUGCAGAAUGCCGUGGUAACAAUUCAGACAGGGAGAAGUUGCUGUACUGGGCAGGUAUGGCAGGCCCAUAGGAGGAAGAGAAAGCCGAGAGGCUUCUUCUCGGGUCCUUGAUGCAACCUUUUCAAGGGCUGCUACCCUUGCUCAGCCCAGCUUGCCAGUUGCAGGUCCUCCUUUGGGCCAUCCUGUCCAGCCCACUCUGCUGGCUUUCAUCUCUGGGCCCUUUCUGUGCUGGCCUGGCUGCAAGCCUACUGGCCUAAGACUCCUAAACCAACAGCAAAGGCAGGCCAGGCCUCCCUGCAGACUCUCUCCACCAUGCCAGGGUACACGAGACUGUCACAUGAAUGCAGAAGACAGCCACUAGACCCUGGCUCUGCCCCUUCUAAGCCUCUUCUCCAGUCUCUAACCUGACUGUGCUGGAUACCCAUACUCACAGUGACCCAUGACCAUACUGCCCUCUGCUGUCCCAUGUCAUCCUAUGGCAUCACUGCCCCAACCUACCCACCUGUCUAGUGGCCUGAAACUCGGGUCAGUAGAGUCCUUAAGGACGGUCAGAGAUCUGACACUCAACACUUCCUUCCCUGUUAAGUUUUGCUUUUUAACUGGUGUAAAUUUGAAAAGAUAAAAAAAGAAGGCAUACUUAAUUCCUUUGUUCCCCAGAGCUGAACAGAGGCUAGGUUACUGCUAAGAGUGCUUACCCAGAGUGCAUGGGGCCCCAGAUCCCACUGUCAACACGGCAAACGCAAAAAUAAACCCUAAGGAGCUAGGAGGAUCUUGUCCUGAAGUCCAGCUACCCUGAGUCCACUCAGUGCUGUUCUUUUAUAGUGUUUCCAUCCCUUCCCUGUAGUGAGAGAGAGAGAACACGCACUGUGUGCUGGUGUGUGCAGAAGAGGACACGUCGUGUGCCACUUAGUGUUUUCCACACCAUUGAGUCCCAUGGGAUAGAGUCUCUGGCUGAGCCUGGAGCUUGCUGGGUUUUGGUACACUGGGGGCCUGAAAGCCCCAGAGACCUGUCUUUUUCCCAUCCUGUGCUGUUCCCUGCCCAGUGGUGGGGUUAUGGGGAUCUAACAGUACCCAGCUUGUACAUGGACUCCGUGGGCCCUGACUCCCACCCUCUUCUAUGCAGCACGCAUCUUCCCCGCGCCCGAGCUCCCUGGGCCAGUCCCUCGUUCCUCGGCACAAGGUGCCCAGCUUUCCUACUUGCACCAAGCAACACUGGCAAUCAGACAACUGGCUGAUCUCUAAGGGAGCCUAGGCACUGGCAGCCAAGACGACGUGGCCACCACUUGAAGCUGGCACUCGGAGGUCAGCCCCCUCCCCCCAUCUGCAGUUCAGGAAAGUGAACAUAAAGGAGUGGCUCCAAACACAUCUAAAUGGAGAAUGUUCUGAUGAGAUCCUGUGACAGUGCCUUAGUUAGUGGAAUUUAGUCUCCACCAGCAUUCCUAUGAGGUGCCACAGCUGCAACACCUCAACACCUGCCAGUCCUGUCAGGAAAACAGUCACAUGCAGCGUGCACAACCGCCUUUCAACCAAGCCUACGAUACUCAGCACAGAUUCUGGUCUGUCUAUCUUUUAUUUUUUUGAGGCAAUGAUACUCUGUAGCCCAGACUGGGCUCUUCCUCCUCUGCCUCUCCAGUGCUAGAAUGACAGGCCUGAGCUACCACACC